Messenger RNA from Salmo salar (Atlantic salmon), 3384 nucleotides. Its product is annotated as sodium-dependent neutral amino acid transporter B(0)AT1. NCBI's taxonomy places the organism in Eukaryota, Metazoa, Chordata, Actinopteri, Salmoniformes, Salmonidae. The record is from RefSeq and is a predicted model, not a curated record. Gene Ontology annotation, molecular function: neutral L-amino acid transmembrane transporter activity. Gene Ontology annotation, cellular component: apical plasma membrane; plasma membrane; brush border membrane. Gene Ontology annotation, biological process: sodium ion transmembrane transport; nitrogen compound transport; neutral amino acid transport.
AAAGAAGACAUUUAGAGGGUAAAGGCCACACGAAGUAGGCAGGGCACACGCAACAGUCAACCAGCUGACAAUAGAGAGGACAUUCAGUUCCUUUUGUUGUCUACAACCAUCCUGAGACCCUUUCUGGGUGAACAAUAAAGCCAGCAGCUGAAAGAGAAAGAGAGAGAAAACUAGAGAGAGAGAGAGAGAGAGAGAGAGAGAGAGAGACGGAGAACUGUACCUUUAUUGGGUGGAGGAAGACUUCACUAUCCAGCCGGUUGCCAUGAGGUUCCCCAAGCUGCCCAACCCGGGUUUGGAUGACCGGAUCCCGUCUCAUAAGGAGCUGGAGAGGAUGGAGAAGGAGGAGGCUGGGGACAGGCCCAAAUGGGACAACAAGACCCAGUACAUGCUGACCUGUGUGGGCUUCUGUGUGGGGCUGGGGAACGUGUGGAGGUUCCCUUACCUGUGUCAGAGCCAUGGAGGAGGAGCGUUUAUGAUCCCAUUCCUGAUCUUGCUGGUUCUGGAGGGGAUUCCACUGCUGCACCUGGAGUUUGCUAUCGGACAGCGCCUCAGGAGCGGCAGUGUGGGAGUGUGGGGCUCUGUCAACCCUUACCUCACUGGCAUUGGUAUUGCCUCCAUGUUGGUAUCAUUCCUGGUUGGGAUGUACUACAACACCAUCAUGGCCUGGAUCAUGUGGUACCUCUUCAACUCCUUCCAGGACCCCUUGCCUUGGAGUCAGUGUCCCCUCAAUGCAAACAAGACAGGUCUGGUGUCAGAAUGCGCACGGAGCUCCUCAGUGGAUUACUUCUGGUACAGAGAGACACUGAACACCUCUACGGCCAUAGAUUUAUCUGGAGGCCUUCAGUGGUGGAUGGUGCUAGCCCUGGUGUCUGCCUGGACUUUACUCUAUGUCUGCUGUAUCAGGGGGAUUGAGACUACUGGCAAGGCUGUGUACAUAACAUCCACUCUGCCCUACUUGGUCCUCACCAUCUUCCUGAUCAGAGGACUGACUCUGAAAGGUUCUCUGGAUGGAAUCAAGUUCCUCUUCACACCAGACGUAAAUGAGUUGAUGAACCCGUCUACCUGGCUGGAUGCAGGUGCACAGGUGUUCUACUCUUUCUCCUUGGCCUUCGGAGGUCUCAUCUCCUUCUCCAGCUACAACUCUGUGCACAACAACUGUGAACAGGAUGCCGUCAUUAUCUCCGUCAUCAAUGGAGCCACCUCCGUCUACUCUGCUACCGUCAUCUACUCCAUCAUAGGCUUCAGGGCAACGGAGAAGUUUGACGACUGCUCGGAUGGUAACAUCAUGACCCUUGUGAAUGUAUUUGAUCUCCCUGAGAACUUCAUCACUGUGAACAACUAUGAGGAAGUUCUCCAAGGUUUCAACAGCACGUCACCAGACAUCAUCCAGGGAUUAAACCUGAAGACCUGUGAUCUACAGCAGUUUCUCAGUCAGGGUGUGGAGGGAACUGGUCUGGCCUUCAUCGUGUUCACAGAAGCCAUCACCAAGAUGCCUGUCUCUCCUCUCUGGUCUAUCCUGUUCUUCAUCAUGCUCUUCUGUCUUGGACUGUCCACCAUGUUUGGGAACAUAGAGGGGGUCGUGGUGCCCCUUCAGGAUCUCAACAUCUUCCCCAAGUGGCCCAAAGAAGUCUUGACAGGUGUCACUUGUAUCGUUUGCUUCACCGUCGCUCUCAUAUUCACCCAGCGGUCUGGUAACUACUGGCUGGCUCUGUUCGACGGCUUUGCCGGCUCCAUCCCCCUCCUAGUCAUCGCCUUCUGUGAAAUGGUGUCUGUUGUUUACAUCUAUGGGAUAGACAGGUUUAACGCAGACAUCGAGUUCAUGAUUGGACACAAGCCCAACCUGUUCUGGCAGGUGACCUGGAGGUUCGUCAGUCCAGUCAUCAUGCUGGUGAUUUUCAUCUUCUACUUCGUCACCCAGGUCAGCGGGGAGCUGACCUACCUCGUAUGGGACCAAGACGCGGAAGAGUUCCCUACUCUGGCAGACCGUCAGUAUCCUGACUGGAUCUACUUUAUCAUCUUUAUUUUGGCUGGCAUUCCCAGUCUGGCUGUCCCUGGAGUCGCCAUAUUCAAAUUCAUCUACAACCGCUGCUGCCAGAAAGACGACGGCUUCAGAGAAGACACGAUCAACUCUGUCUCCGCUAAAAUACAGAUGAUAGAAAAAAACGAUGGACUAAAGUAACAGGUUCACCUUCAGUUCAGGAUUUCAAUGAAAUUUUUUUUAUUUUUUUGUUAGUUUUUUUUUUUAAACAUUUUUCUUUUUGUCAUCUGGAACAAUUGAAGAUGCCCAAUACAUUACGCAAAUUAAGGUGGAAAGCAUAGAACAGGAGUCUGUCUCCAACAGGUCGAUCGCCACCUACCAGUAGCACACAGUUCACCAGACUAUUCUGAAAGUACAUGCAAUUUUCACGUGUUCCACCGCAAACUGCCAUAAACAAAUCUCAUAAGUAUCAGACACCGCAAGCUCCCAGCGACUAUCCAAUCAAAGCCACAUUAACUUUAUCCCGCCCCCCGGGUUAGCCACUAUUGGCUUUAAAAAAAAAAAAGCCACGCCUAACACAAUAUCUGCCAAUUAAUUUCCAGCAGAUAUUGCCCCUGUCUGUCUGUGUGCUACAAGCCUUUGUCUAUCAAAACCGUCUUGUGUGCUGACAGAAAUAAUUUCCCCAAAACCUUCUCAAUUAAAUGUUAACUGUGAAGUAGGCUUACCUGGUAGAAGUAUAUAAUGAGGAAGUAUAUCAAUGUAUCUUUGUUAUUUGCUAACUUUGCCAUGCAAUGAGCAGCAGCAGUACAGAACCAUCACUAGACCGGAGUAAUUAACUAGUGAUGGCACAUUCCUCACUUGCUAGAGAUGCAAUUAAAGGGCCAGAUGCUCAAUUAAAGGGGAAUUACACACACACACAACAACAAAAGAACAUCGUUCAGACCUAAAUUUGCUUUUCUUUAGGCAUUGACAUAGACUCAGAACAUCCAUUUUCAUUGUUUCUCUAAUAAACUAUUUAUAAGAGGGAAAAAUAAACUGAGAACAUAAUUUGGGAAAAUAUAAAACAAAAUUUUUUGGGGGGAGGUUUCUGAUUAUAUAGCCCCCCCCAACUUGGGGGGAGUUGUUUAAUAACAAUUAUUUUACCAGGUAUAUUGACAGAAAAACAUAGUGUACAACAGAAAGUAGUGCACUAAAGAUCCAGGGAAGAGUUGACAACAUAGUGCCCUACUUCCUGUUGAACACUAAGGACCCAGGGGAAGAGUUGACAACAUAGUGCCCUACUUCCUGUUGUACACUAAGGACCCAGGGGAAGAGUUGACAACAUAGUGCCCUACAGUUUGAUUGGUUCGUUGAUUGAUUGAUUUCCUGUCUUGUUUGUAUACAAAAUAAAAAACCUAAAAAAAAGA